CGGAAGUGGCUCUGUUGUGGGCAGUUCACUGCACUGCACUUCAGUGGUCCUUCCGAAAUGGCGGACGAGGAUUCUUGGGAUGCUGAUAGUUUUGAGCCAGAAGAACUGAUCAAGAAGGCGCCGGGGCAUGACAAGUGGGAGGGCGAGGAUGAGGAUGAAGAUGUCAAAGAUAACUGGGAUGAUGAAGAGGAGGAAGAAGAAAAGGUGACGGAGACAAAAACAGUGACAAAGCCCUCAGAGAAGAAAAAACUUAGUGAUAAAAUCAAAGAGAAGGAGAGUUUACAAAAGCAAAAACAAGAGGCGCUUCGAAAGCAGUUAGAGGAAUCUAAAGACAGCACAGAAUGCACACCUGAGGAGGAAGAGGAGGAGGAGGAAUUAGCAGAAAAACUUAGAUUGAAGAAACUUCAGGAGGAUUCAGAUUUGGAACUAGCCAAAGAUGCUUUUGGUAUUGUAUCGAAUAACGUAACAGGAAUAGAUGCCAUGAGCCCUUCCUCCAAAGACGACUUUACAGAGUUUGAACGGUUGCUGAAAGAGAAAAUAACUCUCUACGAGAAGUCAAUACACUAUUCCAGCUUUUUAGAGUCACUGUUCAGAGACUUGUGUCUUUCAUUGGAAGUUGAAGACUUGAAGAAAAUUAACAACUCACUCACAGUGUUACUCAGUGAGAAGCAGAAGCAAGAAAAGCAAAACAAAGGAAAGAAGAAAAAGAAAGGUGGUUUACCAGGAGGUGGUUUAAAAGCCAAGAUGAAAGAUGACCUUGAUGACUAUGGGGAGUUUGAUGGAGAGAGCACCAGCCCUGGAUCGCAGAUUCUUCAAGCCUUGCACUGUCCACCCUGCGAGCGCAUCCACUGUUCACCUCGCAGAGCACUGAGGCUCCAAUGUAAGGGGGGUGUUACUACAGGUGUGUGUGGCUGCUGCCCUGCCUGUGCAAAACAAGCCGGGGAGAGCUGUGGAGGAACAUGGGACUACCUGGGGAAGUGUGAUGAAGGCUUGGUGUGUGUUUACCAGGAACCUACUGAGAGCAAACCAGAAACGGAGCAAAAGGGGAUCUGCAAGUCAGUACUUGAAGUCCUUGAAAGAGACACUUGUCGUCCAGACUGUACAUGGGAAUUCUGUCAAGCGAACCCCAAUGAGAUCUGCUCAGCUAGGUCUGUGUCAGUGGAAAAGCGUGAGUGUGGAGGUUUCUGUCAACACACUACCUGCUCCAGCUGUUUGGUUCUCAAGCAUCCAGUGUGCUCUCAGGCUUGUGCUCAAACAGACCAUAUCUGCCUGCAUCGCUUCGGGAGGUGUGUGCGCAGCCACCUGGAGGCGCGCACACAGGCAGUGUGCCACCAAAACCUGCAGAACAACAAUGAGGGUUACUUCAUGUGUUUGGCUCCUGCUUGUCCAAAUACAGCAGACUAAUGAUGCAUUUGUGGAGGAUCUGCUCCAAAGUGAUCUUGGUUUAUAAUGUAGCAUAUUCAGGCAGCUAUUUUUGAUGUUUUUUUUUUCAAACCUUUGUCUGCAGAUUGCAUAUGAAAAUAAUUAUGUGAAUGUCUUAUGCAAUUUGAUUUUGAUUUAUUCCUGUGCGUUUGUUUUUAUAAUGUCGAGAACAUUAGCUCUAUGAUCAGAUGUUCGCGUUUGUACAAUAUCACAAUUGGCCCAAGUAUUAAAUAAAAUGGAUUUUCCUUUAUAAAUAAAUUUCAGGACAUACUAUAGUUAUCUGAUUUCUUUGCUUAUAUCUGAUUCGCCUCUUCUUUGCAGUCAUUUCUAAGUGGGACUGAUAAGAGAUGAUAGUGAAGCGUUAAGACAUAAUGUGACCUCUGAGGAAAAGAUGCUCACUUGGGACAAUCUCUCACAUCUGGUGGGCUGUUACUGAAUAACAAGGGAUUUAUAGCGCCGCAAUAAGACAUUGAGCCACAGGCCAGAACAUACAGCCGAGACAUACAAUAGCAGUCUGUUCCUUUUGAUGUCUGGUUUAUAUUACAAUUCGCACACAGAGGAAAUGGUUAAUUCUGAUAAACAUGUCUGAGAAACACACGUUUAUGGGUUUAUGAUGUACAGAACAGUUGGAACGCUACUCAUGUUGGUGAACAUGGGAAGUUCUCGGAGUCAAUAAGCAUUAAAAUAGUAAAGCAUUAAAAACCCGACACUUUUUUUGCUCAAUGCAAGUGAAAAUAUUUUGGGCAACCCCCCAAAGUUUUACAAUUAAAAAAAGUA
Molecule: messenger RNA, 2199 nt
Organism: Neoarius graeffei (lesser salmon catfish)
Lineage: Eukaryota; Metazoa; Chordata; Actinopteri; Siluriformes; Ariidae
Product: eukaryotic translation initiation factor 3 subunit J-A-like
Exons: 12
Coding region: 58-1404 (448 amino acids)
Cellular component (GO): eukaryotic translation initiation factor 3 complex; cytoplasm; extracellular region
Molecular function (GO): translation initiation factor activity
Source: RefSeq, a predicted model, not a curated record